Messenger RNA from Salvelinus fontinalis (brook trout), 3408 nucleotides. RefSeq names its product zinc finger protein 664-like. The record is from RefSeq and is a predicted model, not a curated record. The transcript is spliced from 3 exons. Gene Ontology annotation, cellular component: nucleus. Gene Ontology annotation, biological process: regulation of transcription by RNA polymerase II. The coding region runs from base 113 to 1321 and encodes 402 amino acids. Gene Ontology annotation, molecular function: DNA-binding transcription activator activity, RNA polymerase II-specific; RNA polymerase II cis-regulatory region sequence-specific DNA binding. Lineage: Eukaryota; Metazoa; Chordata; Actinopteri; Salmoniformes; Salmonidae.
AGAACGCGGGCGGAAGUUUACAUUCCUGCUUCUUUUCGUCGCAUGUCCUUACUCAGCCAAACAACUGACGACUAGGACUAUUUUUCAAGAUUCACCUACCUUCUAACCUGCCAUGGCUGAACCCAAGUCCAUGGAGUCCCCGGGUUCUGGCUGUGGCCUUCCAGCCCAGAGAAGUUCACAGCAGGGUCCAGAGAUGGUGUCAGUGAAGCUGGAAGACUGCAGUCAAACCCUGGAACUCAAUGUGAUUGUCAAAGAGGAAGAAGAGGAGACAGAAAUCCAAGAAGAGGUGGAGGAGAGGGCAGUCAAAGAAGAAGAGGUGGAGGAGAGAGCAAUCAAAGAAGAAGAAGUGGAGGAGAGAGCAGUCAAAGAAGAAGAACAAGAGGAGAAGAGCGCAGUCAAAGAAGAAGAGGUGGAGAGAGCAGUCAAAGAAGAAGAAGAGGAGAACAGGGAAGCGUCUGCUCCAGAUCUAGACGAAGAGGAGGAAGUAGAUAGUAUCACUGACCCAGGAGAGAGCUCCAACCCAGGUUCAGACAGUGAGCCUAGUUCCACAGCAUCAGGAAACCAUAAACAACACAGACAGAGGAACUCAAGACAGAAACAUCACCACUGCAUGGACUGCUUCACUAGCUUCUAUGAUCCAGAGGAGUUGAGAAGGCACACUUGUAGGCCCCACCCCUGCUCAGAUUGCAAAGGCAGUUUUAUUUGUCCAACUCACCUCAAAUCGAAACCGACAAAAAAAAGAAAGACACACCCAUGUGGUCAAUGUGGAAAGAGUUUUCAGACCCCAAGCAAACUAAAAAUACACCAGCGAACUCACACGGGGGAGAAACCUUUCCAUUGCUCUGUUUGUGGGAAGAGUUUUUCUCUUUCACAGAACUUAAAUAGACACCAAAUAACUCACACAGGAAAGAAGCCUUUCCUCUGCUCUCAGUGUGGGAAGAGUUUCAGUCAUUCAUCAACUCUGAAGACACACCAGCUAAUUCACACAGGAGAGAAGCAUCACCACUGCUCUCAGUGUGGAAAGGGUUUCAGUCGGGCAGGAGACCUAACGAGACACCAGUUCACUCACACAGGAAAUAAGCUUUUCCACUGCUCUCAGUGUGGGAAUGGUUUCAGUCGAGUAGCAGCCCUGAAGGUACACCAGCAAACUCACACCGGAGAUAAGCCUUACCACUGCACUGUUUGUGGGAUGAGUUUUUCCCUUUUACAAACCCUAAAUAGACACCAGCUUACGCACACAAGAGAGAAGCCUAAUCACUGCUCUGAGUAUGGGAAAGGUUUCGGUCACUCAUCAAAUCUGACGACAUACCUGUUGAAGUGAGUUCUGCUGCUUUUUAUUAUGGGAAUAGGACCCCGCCCCCCCAAAUAGGACAGGGCUUCUGGCAUUAACGUCGGCACAACUUGUCUCUGGUCAUCUGGAUCACUGCUCAGCGUUUACCUAACCUGUUGAUUUACCACUUCAACCCUGGGUAACCCUGGUAACAUCUUUUAAACCUUGGGUAUCAUGUAAUAAACACUGGAUGUCUGUUAAUAAAUGAUGGUAAUCAUGGGUAUAAUAGGUAGAUAUUUGUGGAGGUGAAUGAAGAAUGGGUGACAACCUUUUAACUUGGGUGUCAUGUUAUAAACACUGUAGCUAUAUUAUGAAAUAAAAAUGUUAGUGGCGAAAGUAGAGGAUUCAAAGUCAUAUGUUGGAGUUUGAGUAUUGUAUAUUGAAAUAAUGCUCGUGGGUCAUGUUGACAUUAUGGGGUAUUGUGUGUCGAUUGAUGAGGAAAAUAAAUAGUUUAAUUCAUUUUAGAAUAAGGCUGUAACAAAAUGUGGGAAAAGUCAAGGGAUCUGAAUACUUUCUGAAUGCACUGUACGGUGGUAUUCAAGCUUAAUUUUUCAAGAUUUUAUAAUGCAACACACUUUGAAAGGUGGUGACCAAGGAUGACUUUACAAAAGUGAUCCACUUGAUCUUGCCCAGUGACGGGAGUCAGGAACGUGUGCACGUGCAUGCAAUUUGAAUGCAUUUCAAUGAAUGGGAAUGUAGCUGCUGCAUAUGGCGAUCGGCAACUCAUACCCUGACGCCUCUCCUGAGGUUUUAUCUAUCUCAGUCAAAAGUUUUAGAACACCUACACAUUCCUGGGUUUUUCUAUAUUUUUUAAAUAUUUUCUACAUUGCAGAAUAAUAGCAAAGACAAACUAUGAAAUAACACAUGGAAUCAUGUAGUAACCAAAAAAGUGUUAAACUGAGGGGCUCCCGAGUGGCGGAGCACUGCAUCUCAGUGCAAGAGGCGUCACUACACUCCCUGGUUCAAAUCCAGGCUGAAUCACAUCUGGCCGUGAUUGGGAGUACCAUAGGGCGGAGCACAAUUGUCCCAGCGUCGUCCAGGUUUGGCCGGGGUAGGGUAUUUUUUUUUUUUAAGAAUUUGUUAACUGACUUGCCUAGAUAAAUAAAUAAAAUAAUAAACACAUCAAAAUAUAUUUUGUAUUUGAGAUUCUUCAAAGUAGCCACCCUUUGUCUUGAUGACAGCUUUGCACACUCUUGGCUUUCCCUUAACCAGCUUCAUGAGCUAGUCAAAGGUCAGUCAAUCUGGAAAAUUUCAAGAACUUUGAAAGUUUCUUAAAGUGCAGUCGCAAAAACCAUCAAACUGGCUCUCAUGAGGACCGCCACAGGAAAGGAAGCCCCAGAGUUACUUCUGCUGCAGAUGAAAAAUUAAUUGGAAUUAUUAACAGCCUCAGAAAUUGCAGCCCAAAUAAAUGCUUCAGAGUUCAAGGAACAGACACAUCAACUGUUCAGAGGAGACUGUGUGAAUCAGGCCUUCAUGGUCAAAUUGCUGCAUAGGAACCACUACUAAAGGACACCAAUAAUAAGAAGAGACUUGCUUGGGCCAAGAAACACAAGCAAUGGACAUUAGACCGUGGAAAUCUGUCCUUUGGUCUGAUGAGUUCAAAUUUGAGAUUUUUGGUUCUAGCCGCCACGUCUUUGUGAGACGCAGAGUAGGUGAAUGGAUGAUCUCUGCAAGUAUGGUUCCCACCAUGAAGCAUGGAGGAGGAGGUGUGAUGGUUUGGGGUGCUUUGCUGGUGACACUGUCAGUGAUUUAUUUGGAAUUCAAGGCACACUUAUUCAGCAUGGCUACCACAGCAUUCUGCAGCGGUACGCCUUCCCAUAUUGUUUGCUCUUAGUGGGACUAUCAUUUGUUUUUCAACAGGACAAUGAUCCAACACACCUCCAGGAUGUGUAAGGGCUAUUUGACCAAGAAGGAGAGUUAUGGAGUGCUGCAUCAGAUGACCUGGCCUCCACAAUCACCUGACCUCAACCUAAUUGAGAUGGUUUGGGAUGAGUUGGACCGCAGAGUGAAGGAAAAGCAGGCAACAAGUGCUCAGCAUAUGUGGGAACUCCAAGACUGUUGGAAAAGCAUUCCUCUUG